Haemonchus placei is the source of this 339-nucleotide messenger RNA. The record is from the annotation of a GenBank genome assembly. NCBI's taxonomy places the organism in Eukaryota, Metazoa, Nematoda, Chromadorea, Rhabditida, Trichostrongylidae.
AUGAAAAGCUUAGCUGGCUUGCUCAGACAGGCCGGGACUCAAUAUUCGUUUCGUACGAUCGAAUACGUGCUGACAGCCGAGCAUUCGCUAGUGCCAGUAUCACAAUUGGUGGAGAAGUACAAGAUUGGUGCUGAUCAUCACCGGAUUCGUCUAGUCCAAUCGAAUAUUACGCAUUCUGGGCCACUUGACAGCAGUUGCGAGAUGAGUUUCACUCCUCUUCGUAUCGCUGUUGUGACGUGUCGUGACACCUUUUCGGAGACGGUGUUACCGAUUGUACCUAUGGCUGAGUACGGCUCAAGCACGAACCAUGUCCAGGUCAGUGUCUCACGGAUGAUUUAG